Messenger RNA from Ceratitis capitata (Mediterranean fruit fly), 2418 nucleotides. RefSeq names its product type-2 histone deacetylase 1. The record is from RefSeq and is a predicted model, not a curated record. Lineage: Eukaryota; Metazoa; Arthropoda; Insecta; Diptera; Tephritidae. The transcript is spliced from 4 exons. The coding region runs from base 53 to 2236 and encodes 727 amino acids.
AAGUAAGGUAAAUUUGGAAAAUAACAGUCAACUGGUUAGUACCGUUGAAAUAAUGCUGUUAACGAACGAAUUUGCAACAAUGAUUAACGCGGACAACGACCAUCAAAUUAUUAAAAAUAAUAGCAAUAACAACGGCAGCACCAACAACAGGCUCGCCGACCUACAAAGCCAAAUUCAUAGCCAAACGCAGCAGCAUAUUUAUAAAGUUAAAUCCAAUGCUGAAAUUACUCAUAACAACAUUACCGCUAUUCAUAGCAAUAAAAAUGAUUUGCCACCCGCAUCUGCUAGGUCACCGGCACAGCGUAAACGGCUGCAUGAUGAUGGAAUUAAUAUAAGCAAUCAACGCUACGAGCUUAACGAACGUCCACCGGCAGCUAAGGCUGCCACAGUUGCUACAUCAGCGGUGAAUAAUUCAGUUUCUACAAUGUACGGCAUCCCGGCGGCAUUGUUGGACUUGGACCGUCAAGGCGAUGACGUGGUGUAUAAACUUUCACGGCAACAACAAGAAGAAAAUGAAGCAAAAAUAGCGUACAAAAAAACGCCAGCAAAUACGGAAUUGCUUUUACAUCGCCAAAAGCGUUAUUUGGUUUUUCCGGAAGGCAGCUCAUUUCAAAUGGUGUUCGAUCUCAUCAUCGGCGUAGUGGACUACACGAGUUACGCCAUUUUGGGCAUCACAUGUGCCGUCGCCUGGGAAUUACCGAGUAAACCGCCCAGUGAGUUAAUCGAAAAUUUACAUGAGAAAGUAACCGAAGGCAUUUACCAAACAAGUGCAACAAAAACAACUACCACUGCUACAGCGACUGCGGCAAUGCGGCGCAAUGAUAGCAUAACGGCAACGGCUGGCGGCGAUGGCGGCGGCGACAACAGUAAAUAUGGCAUAGACAGCGCCAGCAUCACGUAUGUUGAUAAUGCAAAUGUGGCAGCGCAGUUUGGCAGCAACUACCGGGCAGAUGCGCUACAUAUGAAAGUCGAGACAGCGCAACUGCCGUCACCUAUAAAUACGCUUGAAUCGCCCUACUACACCAAAGCGAAUCCAUUCAUGGCGCCCCCUGCCGGUUAUAGUGGUUAUCGUAAGGGGACAGAGGAGUGGAGUACCCAUGACAGCACCGCCUAUGGUGCUUAUCGACCGACUAACUAUUACACUAACAUACCACAUGGCAAUUACAACAACAAUAAUAUGGACAACAACUUAUAUGGCAGGGUGACGCACAAAUAUGGUUUUGCUGAUAAAAAUGAAAAGUCCAGUUACUACGAUGUCAGCAACAGUUAUGGCAUAAACAACAACAACAGCAACAACAACAACAACCGCGACAAAAGGCCUUUCGGCGAUUCAAGAGAUAAACUGCCAGUGAAAUUUGCCAAUCGGUGGCAGCAACAGCAACAGUCACCGUAUAAAAAGUGGCAAUCAUGGCGGGAUUAUGACAGCAAGUCAUGGCAUUCAUAUCAGCAACCACAGCAGCAGCAGCAGCAGCAGCAGAAGCAAGCUACGAAAUGGGCACAUCAACCACAAAAGCAACAAAUAUGGUCAGCUCAAACGAAAUACGUAGGGAAGGACAAUUGGUGGUCGAGCAACAACAAGCACUAUGCUACGGACAAUUGGCGCACAAAACCAGAAGAUUGGCAAGCGAACAAUGUGCGCAAUCAUGAGGCACCAAUGCAACCUCGACAUCCUGUAGUAGCCUAUGCACCGCCUAGUGAGACUACACAGGCUACAAUCAACUCAAAAUCCGAUGCAUUCGAAGGUCGCAGCUUUGAUGAAUCCCAACGUAGCGUUCUGACAGCACGGCCCAAAGCCAGAAUUUAUCCAGUUUUCGGACGGCGGCGACGAAGGCGAAGUAGCGAUACUAAAUUACACGAUUUCGAACAUAAGCUAGAGCGUAUACACUUGCGUGAACAACUUCGUACACGUCAAAAACUAUAUGGCAAAAUUGAGAAACUCUAUGAAACUCGCGGAUUGAACGGCACCGCCUGUGUAUUGCGUGCGCUCUGCGAAACUGGACAGCAGCAUAAGGGGGGUAGAACGGAACCACAAAGUUUCAUCACAGAAUUAUUGCGCGCCAUUUUCGUGUUGCCCACAACCAGCCGUAACCACGUAAGCGAUACAGUAAGCUUUGAGGAGCCCGCUUUACAUCCCACCGAUUUGCACAUCGUCGAUCGACCAUACAGGGAGGCGCCGACGCAUCAUGGCAGCUGCUCGCAACUUUUUUCCAUGUGUGAGCAUAGCAUCUGGGAAUGAAGUGGCAGCAGGCAGGCAUAAUAAAUGAUGAAAACCAAAUAUGUUGAUGAAAAAUUCACAAAACAAAAAAUGAAAAAUAAAAAAAAAUAUUUUACCAAACAGCCAAGCUGUAGAGUUUCUUCGACUGGAAUUGUUUCGCAACGAGUUUUUGGCGAAACUUUACUUUUUCCUGAAUUCCAUUU